Messenger RNA from Nezara viridula (southern green stink bug), 1067 nucleotides. Lineage: Eukaryota; Metazoa; Arthropoda; Insecta; Hemiptera; Pentatomidae. The record is from the annotation of a GenBank genome assembly.
CUCGGGCAAGGUUACAAAUAAUCAAUGAAAUAACUAAUUGUUUUUUAUAUUCUAAGACUGAUGUUACCAUAUUGAUAUUUUAAGAUAAUCAGACAAUGAGGAACACAAGCGGUAGAUUUCUAAUUUGGUUAAUAUUUGGUUUCUUUAUUUUUACUAUAUUUUCAAUAUACUUUGCUCACAUAUUUGAUAUACAACAAGAACCAUUAAUUCAGGAGCACAAUAGUUCAAGCACAAGUUUUUCUCACUUUGCUGGGUUGGUGUUAGCAAGAGGUGGUAGUAAAGGCUUACCCCACAAAAAUGUUGCUAAGAUUAAAAAUAUAACACUCUUGGGUAGAGCCUUACGUACUAUGACUGAAUUUGGAAAAUUUGAUAGCAUUUGGGUGUCUACUGAUGAUAUUGUGAUUGCAAAUGAAGCCAAAAGAGGUAAAGCUUCAGUACAUUGGAGACCGUCAUACACAGCUUCAGAUUCUGCAUCCACAGUCGUAGCUGUAAAUGAGUUUCUCGAAAAGCAUGAUGAAGUUACAAAGAUUGGUGUUAUUCAGUGUACUUCACCAUUUUUAAAAGUUGAAUAUCUAGAAGAGGCAUACAGAAAGUUAAAUAACAACAUAGAUUCUGUAUUCUCUGUAACAAGGCAACAUAAGUUGAGAUGGGGCUAUAAUUCAUCUGGACAACUUCAACCAGAAAAUUUUGAUCUUCAUCACAGACCAAGGAGGCAAGAUUGGGAUGGAGAGCUGAUUGAAAAUGGAAUGUUUUAUUUCACUGAUGCAUUUAUGUUGAAACAUUCUAUGAUUUUACAAGGAGGAAAAUUGGGAGUUGUAGAAAUACCUGCAAACCUAAGCCUUGAAAUUGACACAUUUAAUGAUUUGGAAGUUGCUGAGAUAUUAAUGAAUUCUUUUGAAGAUUCAUAGGUAUUUAUUAGCCUGUGAUAUUUUAAGGUUUUUCAUUGGGCUUGGUGCUUGAGCUCGCAUUCAGCUUGUAACAAUAUGGUGUCCAUAUGCAAUUUUUUUAUUAUCACACCAAAUGGAGAAAUCAGGAAGGAAAGAUGGUAAUGUAUAGAUGAGUUGCAC